AUGUCUGCGUUGGCUGAUUCCCCACCAACCAUGCGUUCGCCCUCAUAUCAAGACACACCGCGUCGACCUGUCUCGCCCUCGAACAAACGGCAUCUCACUAUUCUGCCUCGGUCCUUGAGCUCUAACUCCCUCGUUUCUGUGGGAGCCGUAUCCCCAACAAAUGUGACAGCUAUGGAUCGAUUGUCUUGGACGCGACCGUCACCCGAACUUGACGCGUUCGACAACGCGUCAAAUCGCGACAUGUGUUCGGCUAGCGCAUCCUCGCUCUCUUUGCAUUUGACCUCGGAGGGGCUUCAGUACUGUGUCGAUCCCGAUGAUCUCCCAUUUGCUGCCAGCGAUGGCUUAUCUCUCAAUGACGGAUUUAGUGCCAUUCCUUGUACUAUGGGCGUUAGAUCGAGGAUUGACCUCCUUUCAUUGAUGGCUGAAGAGGACGAACUUUUUGCACUGCCUCCUCUAGAAAGCCCAAGUCUCCAGGAAUCGUAUUACUCUUCAUCUUCUACCUGGUACAACGAACAUUUCGAGAUAGACCCCAGAACGUCACCGCGCCAACCCACUGAGUCAUGGACGUCACAAUUUGUCGAUGCCUUACCUAUAUAUCAAGGCUCUCCUCAUUCAGUCAUCUCCUCCGUACCUUAUGACAAUCCAAACGACGAUCAGCACGAGCUACCCCGCUCUCCAUCAGUACUCUCCUUGCUCGACGCCGAAUUCCACGUGGGCGAUCGCAGCGAUGGCCAAAGUCCCCAAUUUUUUAGAGGUUUGGGGGAAGAGGAUGACUAUCUCGAUGCCAUCGAACCACUCAGUGCGGCAGCGGAAAUGUUUUUCGAAUAUCCUGAGUAUCCACUGCCAACAGAAGAAUCGUAUCCGUCAUCACCUCUUCCUUCACCCCUCUCCCCACUAGCCCCAAGCGAUGCCAUCGCCGACGUGGAUGACACGGAUGUAAACAUCACCGUGGCGUUCAGCGCUAACGACUUGGUAGGAACGCAUCCCGUGUCCACGUCGCGCAUAUCCUCGGCUCGAAACAUGUCGAUACGAACUCAAACUCGCGUCGAGGAUCGCACAGCUGAGAGCGAAAAGAGCGCAAUCCGAACAUUCUCACAGAAACUAUCUCAAUUGUUAAGAGGAAAAAUGAUUGCUAGUGGUUUAGGUGCACGAUCAUCGAAAAGGAGAGACCGAGCCACGACCCUCACAUCACUGCGUUGCUGUGAUUCGCCCAAUUUGGCUAUCCAGACUGCUACCGCACCAUCAGGACAGCUGGUCGUACGGAGAAAGUACACACUAUCUAUCGAAGUGGAAGUUGACGUUCCAACAAAGCCCAGCUCGACUACAAUCUCAAUAGAGGAAGGUGACUGUCAUGAUACCCCCCCAUUCUCUCCACUCCCCCCGAUACCUGCUUCCCCACUUCUUCCACCCCAGCCUCUCACAUCUGAAUCGAUGCCCACCCGCGAAAGCGUUGAUACCACCCGAACAUCAGGUACAAUGGUUCAUUUUAUUGACGGAUGUAAGGCUAAAUCCGAUGGACCCUUGGAAAAAUUCUUUCGACGCAUGAAACGCCGAACUUGGAGUGGCCAAGGGUCUAGUCUCAAUGCCAGUGUCAGUGCCUCCAUGGCGAUGGGUCGUGAUGAGAACGGACGGGGACGCGGGGCUAGUCUUGCUUUGGAUGAGAUGACAGAGACGGAGAUGGAAGAGCUGCGAAGACAGAUGAGGAGGUAUUCUACAUGA
Molecule: messenger RNA, 1719 nt
Organism: Cantharellus anzutake
Lineage: Eukaryota; Fungi; Basidiomycota; Agaricomycetes; Cantharellales; Hydnaceae
Exons: 3
Coding region: 1-1719 (572 amino acids)
Source: RefSeq, a predicted model, not a curated record